AAAUUGUAAUUACACUCAAGUUACAGUUGUAAACUUAAUAUUUACAGCAAUUGAACUAUUGGAUAAUUUAUUGUAAAUAUCAGUUUUAUACCUUUUAAAAAAAAAAUUAUAUUGAUAAUAAAUUAUUAACUACUAAAUUUAUGGAGGUACCGUAAAUACAUUUUUAAAAAUGAUUCUUUUGUAGCUAAACAAUAGUUCUAAUAAAUUAUUUCACUUGUUCUUUGCUUACAUUUAUUUAUAAUUAGUGUUUAAUGGACUUAAUUUUAAAAUGAGGAAGUAUCAACAGCUGUUCCUAGUGAUCAUAUCGUUUGUAAGCAUCUUCUCAUUGCUUACCUACAGGUAUGAAUACAUGAAACUUUUAAACGUCCUGGAGGUUCUGAACUUCUUCGGUUACCCGACAGAUGGUCUGGCCAAUUGUACUAUACUAAAUGAAACGUUUUACGCCGAUCUCGAGAAUGAUAACCGAUUUGCCAAACCACCUGUUACAUGGACGAAAAUAGAUCAAUAUUUUGCAUAUUCUGCAUUUUGGUCAAAUGAAGACAAAAUGGCUUUCAUAACAAUGUUGGGUCCUAAAACGGCCUUCUCAGGAUUCGAUUGUCGUAUUUGGUUUAGACUCGCUGAUCAUUACAUAUCCAGCCCAGGAUCGUUUUCUUACGAUAUACUGCCCAACGUCCAUAACAACGACUUUCAUCAGUACAAAGUUCUUUGUAAGCCAAGCGAUGUUCCAUUAGAUACAACACCCUAUGGAAUUUUGCUGGGACGAGAAAAUUCAUUAAAGCUCUUUGUUCCGUUGAGAACACAAGAUGAAGCCAGACGUGAUAACGACAACUUGGUAAUUUGUGUUGCACCAGAUUAUUCUGGUGUACCGGAUACAGAUUUGGUCGAGUUUAUUGCCUAUCAUAUCUUAUUGGGCAUCCGCCAUUUCAUCAUCUAUGAUAUUGGAAUCCACCAUCAGGUCUUAAAUUUCUUACAUUCAAUCGCUGGCCGAAAAGGAAUACAUAAAACUUUGUCUACCCUCUCUUGGCAGUUUCCAGUUGUAGACAAUGAUUUGGAAAAGUCAGUUUUACUCAAAGAUUGCACAAUGAGGACACAAGGUCUAACCAAACAUAGGAUUUUACUAUCAUGGAAUGAAUAUCUAGUGUUUAAUAAAGAUAGACAUUUCAUUAACAUCGAUCAAGAUGACACAGACUACGCUUUCGAAAUUAAAACGUGUUGUUCUAAACGUCAAAUUAAGAAAUCGUGGCCUAUAGCUUUGAGGAAAACUCUUUGUGUACGAACAAAUGAAACAUUGACAAUCGCGAACGGUAGCGGAAAAAUGUCAAAUCAGUCUCCGUUGAUUGCCGGGUCCAUUCACAAGUUGGAAGACAUGUGUAAAAAUAUCAUAGGCAAAGACGACAAAAGCAUGGCUAAAUAUAUGACUGAUUUUGUUAAUAGCAAACUUUUAAAUUUGUGGAAAUCUCAUGUACAAUAUUCCAUUAUGCGUACGAAAAAUUAUAAUACUUUUAUAAACUAAUCGAUAAGUUAUUCCUGAUUUUGAAAUUUUUGUUUUUUUUAAUUUAAUACAUUUUUACAAAAGUAAAAAAAAUUACAACUUUUAUAGUUAUUAUUAUAGAAACA
Messenger RNA from Adelges cooleyi (spruce gall adelgid), 1617 nucleotides. RefSeq lists its product as uncharacterized. The transcript has a single exon. The record is from RefSeq and is a predicted model, not a curated record. Bases 269 to 1513 code for a protein of 414 amino acids. NCBI's taxonomy places the organism in Eukaryota, Metazoa, Arthropoda, Insecta, Hemiptera, Adelgidae.